GGGAAUACUAAAUUUCAUGUGAAAGUACGAUUCAUCCGGACUCAGCUCUUAUCUUUCUAUUGAGUGCUAAUAGAAAUUUCAACAUAACAUCCCUUAGUGUAUGCUAAUAAUGAAUAGUCGAUACAAAGUUUCAGAUAUGGAUGUAGCACUAAUCAUCAACCUCUUCAUUUCUGCCACGCUCAUAUCGCUGUCCAGAUCUGAGCCAAUUUGCAUCGUCGAUACCAGCGACACUUCAAAUCUAGUUUGCAAAGAUGUUUCAACAGACUUUCCGGAUAAUAUGUACUACGGCAACAAAAACCUACAGUGUUACAAAUGCCACAUAAAGGUCUUUUCGUCGUCAACAUUUAAACACGACAAUGUCCUGUUAUCCAUAAAUAUAUCGCACAGCGGGUUACAAGCUAUACAACCAUCUGCUUUCAAGCAUUUGGGAAACCUCCAGAACAUCUAUUUUCAAAAUAACAUGAUUACCAACGUAUCAGUGGGGGCUUUUGAAGGGUUAAGACAAGUGUAUGAAAUAAAUCUGAAGAAUAACUUAAUUGCUGAUUUAACCCCAGGUUUUGUGCGCGAUCUUGAAGUGACCUAUUUAUCUUUGGCCAAUAAUAAACUAACGGAAAUUCCAAAUUAUGCUUUCAAAGAUGUUGUGGUUAUCACCAAUUUGAUUCUUUCUCAAAACAAAAUAAAAAAGAUUAACUAUGAUUCGUUUUCGGGUUUAAAUUUCUUAGAAUACCUAGAACUGGACAAUAACAAUUUGUGUUACAUCCCUAUAGGUGCAUUUAAGAACCUCAAAGACCUAAGCUAUCUUAAUUUAGCAAACAACAAGCUCAGCAGAUUUUCCCUGGGCACCUUUUCUGGUUUAACUAGUCUUACAGCUUUAAUUUUAGCAAAUAACUCCAUCAAGAACUUCGAAGGUAAUGAGUUGCUGCCUAUGCAGAGCCUACUGAGGUUGGAUAUUAAAGGAAAUAGCAUUUACUACCUAGACGCCCACCUUAUUUUCUCCGCAGCUCCUACGAUAAAAGUCAUAAGUAUAGAAGAUAAUUUCUACAGCUGUAGCUCCUUGGCGAACAUUAUCCGAUAUUUUAAAGAGAAGAAAGUGAAAAUCGAGACCCAUACUGGUUUCUACGAUAUUCAAAACAUCAAUGGUGUUGCAUGUAUUGACGGUAUUGUUGAGGAAGUGACCGACAAAGCGAACUUUCUAAGAAGGGCUUCCGAUGAAGCACAAACGUCUGUUAUUUAUUGUGUUUAGAUAUAAAUAUUUAUUUAAAUUAUAAAUAUUAUUAGUUUUGUUCACGAAUAGGAUUUUAAACGAUUUACCUGUCACCUGUCAAAUCCCCACUUCUCGUUGGUACGUUCUAUAUCAGUGAAAGAUGAGGUCUAUUGGGUGUAUAUUUCUUUGUCUGUUUUUUUUUCUCAAUUGAAGUUGGUAUCCAUCGUUUGAAGUUCUUCUCUAUCUUGGGCUAAUAUAAUUAAUGUCGACGAAUCUCUUAUGUGGAUUCAUUGUUCGUGUUACUUCUACGUUAACUAUUUCUUCAACCUAGUAAUAUUUUUUGAAAAAUAUAGAUAGCGUCAUUUAAAAUAAGUUAAACUAACAGUUGUUUCAUUGAACCGAUUUUCAAAGUCUAAUGUUUCAUUCGAACGAAAAAAGUCUAAAUCAAAUAUAGAUAUCGGAUUUUUGUGUUUCUAGCCAUUUCAUUCUAGCUCUAAUUUGUUCAAACGGAAUCCGGCCUAUUCUUUCUCAACUUUUUAGUAGAUCUUAUAGAUUAUUAUUAAAUAUUACUGUCUAAGGAUUAUUGAAAAAUUCUAAAUAAAGAAUAAAGAGACACGAAAACAGUACACAAUCUUCCCUAAUUCCUGCUAAUAAUUUAGGUUGUUUCAUCGCCAAUGUUCCAAUACAAGAUUUUAGUUAUGGUGAUGAUACUCUGUGAUGUCUUGGUAACUGUGGGAUCAAGAGUUAUUAAGACUGGAAUAUUCUCAUUAUUGAUCUUCCGUUGUCAUGUGCUUGAUUGAUAAUUUUUUCUACCUUGUCUUUAUUUUGCUUAUUGUUAAUUAUUUAGUCAUUAUGUCUACGUAGCGUUCAUUUUCAAAAUACUUUUGAUCGACCUUAACAAAAUGUUCACACAGUUUCUUCUGGUUACCUACACUUACUGUGGCAAAUUCCUCUUUCACUGUAAAAUAACUAGAAAUUAAUAUUGUUUUUCAAUUACAUAUUUUAUUUGCACUCAAACCAGUUCUGUAGAGUUCAGGUCAGGAUAUUAUGGGGGAAGAUAAAGAAAGAUGGUACACCAGAUCAGCGCUAGAGAUAUGUUAUAUCUGAACGGUGGGAUAAAUCGUUGGAAAAACCUAUUCCUGUGUACUUAUCUAAUAAAUUUAAGACGAAAUGGGACAAUUUGUACAAUAUUUUUGUAUUUCUUUAGAAAACAGAGAUUCUGUAAAAAGACUGUAGUUAAGGUAUAUGAUAUUUAUACUUUAUUAUAGAUUUGCCUAAACGUGUAUGAUAUUUGUUUUAUGAAUAUUACUCGUCAUUAAAGUCACAUAGUAAAUA
Diabrotica balteata is the source of this 2539-nucleotide messenger RNA. The record is from the annotation of a GenBank genome assembly. Lineage: Eukaryota; Metazoa; Arthropoda; Insecta; Coleoptera; Chrysomelidae.